UCGAAAUCCGCACCUCUUCUGCAUAUAAAUGCUUCUCUGCGACAGAGAAAAAAAUCUGAAUCUGAAAGAUCAAAAAGAUUGGUAACUGUAUAUAUGUGUUUUCUAGGGUGCGACAAGGUCGAGACGGAGGUGGCGCGGCAGCAGGCCCCGGGAUUCUGUCCUUACUGCGGCGGAAAGGUGCAAGCAUUCGACCUUAUUAGCCGCUGCCGAUUUUGUUUUCUUCCCAUUGGCUUCAGAUUCAAGCGCAAGUACUUCUGCUCCCUCUGCUCCAGACGCCUUGUCUUGUACCAUUUUUAGCUCGAAAUUGUUUGGGUUCUCUACAAUUUUGGAUACUGUAGUUUUAGUUUUAGAUAUACACGUUCUCUAUCUAUCUUUAUUUUAGUGUUUGAGUUUCUUGCGAAAUGAGUAAUUGUAUUUUGUUUGUACAUCCAUAGAUUGUGUUAUAUUGUUAAUCUACUCAUAAAUUGCUAACAA
Messenger RNA from Salvia hispanica, 474 nucleotides. RefSeq lists its product as uncharacterized. Lineage: Eukaryota; Viridiplantae; Streptophyta; Magnoliopsida; Lamiales; Lamiaceae. The record is from RefSeq and is a predicted model, not a curated record.